Rana temporaria (common frog) is the source of this 3580-nucleotide messenger RNA. RefSeq names its product tripartite motif containing 3 (gene TRIM3). Gene Ontology annotation, biological process: protein polyubiquitination; negative regulation of translation; proteasome-mediated ubiquitin-dependent protein catabolic process. Gene Ontology annotation, molecular function: ubiquitin protein ligase activity; translation repressor activity; zinc ion binding. The transcript is spliced from 12 exons. The record is from RefSeq and is a predicted model, not a curated record. NCBI's taxonomy places the organism in Eukaryota, Metazoa, Chordata, Amphibia, Anura, Ranidae. The coding region runs from base 235 to 2457 and encodes 740 amino acids.
ACGGUUCUCCUACCGGGGUUCCCGCUCUCCCACCACAUCCGAAGCGGCCAAUGGGGGGCCGAGCGGGCGAGGUCACGGCGUCUGAGGGCGGGGCCGGUGACGUAGGUGGGGUCGUGUGAUGGGAGUCGCUGCACUGACGUCGCCGCUCUCAGCUGUUCGCUACAAUGGCAGCCGGGGAGGCCUGAGCGGAGGAGACCCACCGGUUAUUAGACAGGUCGCUGUGUGAAGACGGUCAUGGCGAGCCCAGUGGUGCGUCAAAUUGACAAGCAGUUCCUCGUCUGCAGUAUUUGCUUGGAGCGCUAUCACAUUCCCAAGGUCCUGCCGUGUCUGCACACCUUCUGUGAGAGGUGCCUGCAGAGCUACAUCCCACCGCAGAGCCUGACCCUUUCCUGCCCGGUAUGCCGUCAGACUUCCAUCCUUCCAGAACGGGGGGUGUCCGCCCUGCAGAACAACUUCUUCAUCACAAACCUCAUGGAGGUUCUCCAGCGCAGCCCGGAGAGCGGCCGCCAGGAGCAAAGCGUGCUGCCAGGAGAGGGGCACCCCUCUGGUACCUCACUUUCCUGCCCCAACCACCAGGGCAAGACCAUGGAGUAUUACUGCGGACCCUGCGAGACCGCCAUGUGUGUAGAAUGCACGGAGGGAGAACACCGAGAGCAUUGCACUGUCCCGCUGAAAGACGUUCUAGAGCAGCACAAAGCGUCGCUCCGCAGCCAGCUGGACAACAUCAAGGGCAGAAUCCCUCAGCUGACCUCCGCCAUCGACCUUGUGACUGACAUCAGUCGGCAGCUGAGCGAACGGAAGACCGCUGCCGUCAACGAGAUUUGUACGACAUUUGAUGAGCUGGAGCGAGCCCUGCAGCACAGGAAGAAUACUCUCUUGCAAGACCUGGAGGCCAUCUCUAUCACCAAGCAGAAGGUUCUUCAGGCACAGCUUUCAGCAUUAAGACAAGGCCUAGACAACAUGGAGAGCAGCAUGCGUUUUACGGAACAGGCUCUUGGCCACGGCUCAGAGACAGAAGUUCUCUUGGUGAGGAAGCAGAUGAGCGAGCGAUUGAAUGAAUUGGCUUCUCGUGACUUCCCUUUACACCCUCAGCAGAACCCACAGCUUGAAUUCCGGGUAGAGACUGAUGGCCUCCGCCGAUCCCUCCAGAAUUUAGGGGCCCUUCUUACUACUAGCACCGUGGCUCAUUUCUCAGUUGCAACAGGGGAGGGCUUGCGCCAAGCCUUGGUGGGACAACAAACUUCUGUCACGGUCACUACUAAAGACAAAGAUGGAGAGUUGUUCCGAAGCGGCAAUGCCAUCCUACAAGCUCAGCUGACCAGUCCAGAUGGAGCCACCCAUGACGGGGAGGUGACGGACAAUAAGAACGGGACUUACGAGGUGCUCUACACUCCACGUCAUGACGGAGAGCACCAACUCUCGCUGCGGCUUUAUGGGCAACCACUACGCGGGAGUCCAUUUAAGGUGAGGGCUAUAAAACCUGGGGAUGUGCCGGCCUCACCAGAGGAUGUCAAGCGCAGAGUUAAGUCGCCCAGUGGAGGGCACAUACGACAGAAGGCUGUGAGGAGACCAUCAAGCAUGUAUAGCACCAACAAGAAGAAGGAGAACCCAAUUGAAGAUGAGAUGAUCCUGAGAGUUGGAACCCGUGGUCGAGACAAAGGUGAAUUCUCCAACCUGCAAGGCAUCUGUGCCUCCAGUAACAAUCGCAUUGUGGUUGCAGACAGUAACAAUCAGUGCAUACAGGUGUUCUCCAAUGAGGGCCAGUUUAAGUUGCGUUUUGGGAUUCGAGGACGGUCCCCAGGACAGUUGCAGCGUCCAACAGGUGUGGCUGUGGACACAAAUGGUGACAUCAUUGUGGCGGAUUAUGACAAUCGCUGGGUCAGCAUUUUCUCUCCAGAGGGGAAGUUUAAGAACAAAAUUGGUGUCGGCCGUCUAAUGGGACCCAAAGGAGUAGCCGUAGACCGUAACGGUCAUCUGAUAGUAGUGGAUAACAAAUCCUGCUGCAUCUUCAUCUUCCAGUCCAAUGGAAAACUAGUGGGGAGGUUUGGAGGCCGAAGCCCAGGAGACAAGCAUCAGUCUGGAACACUAGACGGGCCACAUUUUGUGGCAGUUAACAACAAAAAUGAGAUUGUGGUGACGGAUUUUCACAACCAUUCUGUUAAGGUUUACAGUGCAGAAGGAGAGUUCCUCUUUAAGUUUGGCUCGCACGGUGAGGGAAACGGUCAGUUUAAUGCUCCCACCGGUGUUGCUGUGGAUUCUAAUGGGAACAUUAUUGUGGCUGACUGGGGCAACAGCCGGAUUCAGGUUUUUGACAGUUCUGGCUCCUUCUUGUCCUACAUAAACACCAUGGCAGACCCUCUGUAUGGGCCACAAGGUCUGGCCCUCACCUCUGAAGGUCAUGUGGUGGUGGCCGAUUCAGGAAACCACUGUUUCAAGGUGUACCGGUAUCUCCAGUAAUCGAAUUUAGGGACAGGAGACUCAGCUGGCACCAUACCAUACUGUCCUUGCCAUGUCCGAGAUGUCUUCAAGCUCUCUGCCCAGCGCUAUAUUCAGCCCGAAGUGGUGUUUCCUCUUUGUCUGUUCUAAGCCGCCAGUGCCAGCUGCUCGUCCUAGUGCCAGAUGCGAUGUGUACAAACGGCUGUAACCUUCUGUCCUCCUGCCAAAACGGCUCAUUCUUAGCACAAAUGACGUCUAAUGACCUUUGUUGCCCUGCCCAGCUGUUUGUGAGGCUCCCAGGCUUUGUUAAUGUCCCCCCCCCCCAAACUUUUUGCUUGCUUACUAUAUAACCCUGAGGGUCUUGUGCCAGCUCUGCGGUUCCCUGUACUGAGACCUUUUAUGGUCCCAACAAAUCUGCUAAGGACCGCUGCUGAAUGUCAAUCGGUAACAGAGAAUUACGAAACUCUCUGCCAUCUCUGGUCUAUACUUCAUUGUUUACAGGCCAAAGUGGGCACUGACCUACGGACUUUACUUAUCACUGCGCUUUGCAUAACGGUGGUUCAGGGCUGUUCACUGGCUUUUUGCACUCAUGGAUGACUGAGGGAAUCCAUUGGGUCCAACCAAACUUCUAAACCAAUGGAUCUCUCCCCUACAAGGACACUUUGGCCCUGGAUGUCUACAGGAUGGCUGCAGUGGUAAAGGUGGCUGCUUGUGGGGCAAUCCAUUGGGUCCAACCAAACUUCUAAACCAAUGGAUCUCUCCCUUACAAGGACACUUUGGCCCUGGAUGUCUACAGGAUGGCUGCAGUGGUAAAGGUGGCUGCUUGUGGGGCAUUUGCACUGACCGGUUAUGGUUUCUGAUGAACUGAGACUGAAUUACCCCCCAAACGUGACAGGUCCUGGCCGCAAGGUAUAUCGGAGCAGUCCUUCAGGGACCGGUUUCCACAAAUCCACCCUAAUAAGCCAGUAAUACGCACCGGGUCUGUGGCUUUAUACACUUUGUAUCGCAUGGCAUCUCCCAGUGUCUUCUAGGUAGGUGGAGUUCCAAGGUGUUCUCUUCUUCUACCAGGAGAUACAAGGGGAGGGGCUGGGUUUUUGAAUGUAAAUGCCUGAAGGAUAAACAGGGUCUCCCCAGUGUUACAGGG